AUGAAACUCACUCUGGCCCUGUCUGCUGUCUUGCAGCUGGCCACUCUCGCCGCGGCCAACAAGGCCGUCGACGCCAUCAAGAUCAUCGCGCCCGGGUCCGUUAGCUGCCCGCCCAGCGAGGCCGCCGAGUGCCGCACCGCCGACCAGGCCGCGACGCCCCUCAUCAAGGCCAUGGCCGCCUACAAGCUCGAGACGGCCAACGAGAUUGCCGCCGUGCUGGCGCUCAUGGCGUUUGAAUCGGUCGACUUCCGCUACAAGCACAACGUCUACCCGGGCCGGCCCGGGCAGGGCACCGCCAACAUGCAAAUGGCAAACUACAACCUGUUGUACGCAAAGUCGCUCGACGGCGUCAAGGACAAGGUGGCCGACGUCGAGUCGGUCGACGGCCUGGCCCCGGACAAGCUCAACUACAUCCUGUCGCUGGUGCAGCCCGACGAGCACAACUUUGCGAGCGGGCCGUGGUUCCUGACGACGCAGUGCCCAAAGGCGGUGCGCGACGCGCUGCAGAAGAAUAUCGAUGCUGGGUUCGCGGCGUACAUGGCCUGCGUGGGCAUCGACAUUAUAAAUCAUCGUCCCAUACCCAAGCACCCACACGAGCCCGAGGACGAGGAUGACAUGCAGUCUGCGCGAGCUCACGGCGAUCUUUGCCUUGUCACGGGCAAUCCAGUGGAUGAUCCUGGCCAUAGCGAAGAUUGCCUUUUCAUCAAUGUCCAGGCUCCCUCCAAUGCUAAAGAAAAAUCCAACCUGCCCGUGUUCGUCUACGUCUCUGGGGAUGGGUACGAGAACACACGGGCCGAUUCCAACGUAAAUGCUACACAUUUGUUGGAGAACAACGGCAUGAACUUUGUCGUCAUCACGUUUAACUACCGCGUUGGACCAUAUGGAUUCUUGAUCAAGGGCAAUAACACCAGCACCAACAAUGGAAUCAGGGAUCAGGUCAAGGCUCUGGACUGGGUGAACAAUUUCAUCCAUCACUUCGGUGGCGAUCCCAAGCACGUUGUCAUUGGAGGAUCUGGCAUUGGCGCGCAAAAUGUUCUGAUUCUUCUUACCAUGCAAAAGAGCAGUAAUCAUCGCUUCACAGGCAUCAUUGCAGAGUCUCCUUCAUUUGCCCCGAUGCUUAACAUGACCGAAGCAGACGUGCGAUACCGUGAGUUCGUGAAGCAGGUGGGUUGUGAUGGUACAACAGAGUACGGUCUUCUUUCCAGAUCGCCGAUAGAAAAUGGCGAAGACUCUAGCCUCGAGUGCAUGCGCAAACUCUCCGCCGAGGAAAUCCAGGCUGCGAGCCGCAAUGCGACCUUAUCCAACCUCAAGGUACCACCUUGGGACCCGUGGCUGCCGCUCAUCGACGACGACGUCAUCGUCGACACCAUCUCCAACAACUUCGGGCAGAGUCACUACGCCAGAGUCCCGUUUAUGAUCGGCAACAUUGUCAACAAUAGCCCCGAGUUUGCGUACCACCGCGGCUCCACCACGGAAGACUCCAUCGAGUACAUGCACGCCCUGUACCCCAACCUCCUACCAAAGGACUUGGAGGAGAUUGGUCCCAUGUAUCCCAAGCACACGCUCAAACACGGCCAAGGGCCAGAGACCAUCAGCAACGCUCAUCAGGAUUCGCGCUACACUUGCCCCGCCCUGUUCGCGGCGGAAGUCAUGAAGCAAGAAGGCAUCGAUUCAGCCUGGCUCUAUCUCUGGCAAGUCGAGGAGCGGGAGAUUCAAGAUGCCGUCGUCCGCCAAAACAUCGAGACCGCCACGCUCUGGGGGCGACCCGCCGUCAGCUUCAGCCCAGGACGCUACAGCGAGGGCGGCGUCAACGAGGACGUCCCGUUUCUCAAGCAGCGAUACUGGACCAGCUUUGUCAAGUCGCUCGACCCGAACACGGACACCAAACGCAAGGACUCAUCGAAGGUUGGGCCUCACAAGGUCAAGCUUACCCAUUGGGAACGGUGGAGGCCACAAAGACGCGCACGCCUUGUCUUUAGAAAUGGCGGGGAAACAAAGGUUGAGGAUACCGGCCACCUCAGAUGGUCUUGUAGUUUCUGGAAGCGACUGUCGCCGAGAAUGCACAUUUAA
Akanthomyces muscarius is the source of this 2070-nucleotide messenger RNA. RefSeq lists its product as uncharacterized. Lineage: Eukaryota; Fungi; Ascomycota; Sordariomycetes; Hypocreales; Cordycipitaceae. The record is from RefSeq and is a predicted model, not a curated record. The transcript is spliced from 4 exons. The coding region runs from base 1 to 2070 and encodes 689 amino acids.